Molecule: messenger RNA, 1335 nt
Organism: Cantharellus anzutake
Lineage: Eukaryota; Fungi; Basidiomycota; Agaricomycetes; Cantharellales; Hydnaceae
Exons: 9
Coding region: 1-1335 (444 amino acids)
Biological process (GO): positive regulation of gene expression
Source: RefSeq, a predicted model, not a curated record
AUGAUCGAGGUUCACAACAAAUUGCACGAUCAUGUCCUGCACAGAAGACUUAAUGUGUCCAAGGAGCAAAGGACUGGUUUGCCCGUGGAUAUCGUCAUCAAGUUCAUACAAGCUUCGGGUUUGCCGAAGGUGGACAUUGGGCCUGGAAUGCUGGCAGAUCCAUAUUUUGUUGCCGACAUUGAUGGAAAGAUCUCCUACACCUCAAGUGCGCAACGCAACACCCUAAACCCUGUCUGGAACGAAAGCUGGGCAAUAAGGAACGUUCCCAGCGAUGCCCAACUCAUCGUUGAUGUGUAUGAUAAGGAUGAGGGCUCCAUAAAUGACGAUUACAUCGGCAGUUUCUCAGCCCCCCUUGAUCCCGGCGCACAUGCUAGUGCCCUGAAAGGAGUUAUUCGUAACGGGAAAGGGAGUUUUGGAUACUUUAUAACAGUGGAGCUGUGCUCGGCACCAGACGUACCGAGAUAUACCUUUGAUGGGCCUGUGAGAUACUCCCGCCAUUUUUCGCCUACAGUGGGCACCAUCGCGAAGAUUAACAAUCCCAACGGUUCACACACAAGACUCUGGUCCACUUGGAAGAUAUCAAUGCGGGGCGUUUAUGAAUAUUUUGGACAUCAUCGUCAGCAUUGGAAUAUUCACUAUAAAGCCGCUCAAUCUAUCUUCGAAGGACCUAUGUCUCUUGGAGCACGUGCAUCGAUCCAAGCAGGACACCGAUUGCUCUACGCAAACUCAACUGCCAACGGCUUCGGGCUAAUUGAUAGUGCGGAAGGUUUCUGGGGUUUAUUCCGCGCCGGCGAAGAUCGACCGCCCUCUUCACGUGUGCUCAAUCGCGACACCCCAGAACCUCGGAGAAUAAAACCUGCUGUUUACACUUACACCAUUGGCGAAGACGGAGUCUUCAGGUUCAGCGAGACGGGAGCAAGUUUCUUCGUUGAUUUCGUAUCAAAGCAUGCUCUCCACAGCUGCUGCACGGAGACAGUGAUAUACAGCGGCGAAUUCCAUCCUAGACCAGCAUUUCCAGAUGGAUCUGGGUGGGCUUUUUUUGAAGAGAGCAUGUCAGAUGAUUCUGUAUCUUGGGAGCUGGUCAUUGAUAAUAAUUCUGGCACCUACGCUCCCGAUAAAGCCUUCCUUCCAGCCCUCAAAGGUUUUCUGCAAUACAACCUCCCAGGCCUUCGAGUCAUCACUUUUGAUUAUAAGGACGAUGAACUUGCGCUCAAGGCCUCCACCGAUUCAUGUCAGGAAUACGCCCUUGCUCAUCGAAGGACUGAAUUACAACCCACGUUAACCAGCGAAGGGAAUUCGCUCCAUCACAUGGCCAUCGUUCGUCCAGUAGAGUGA